GAAGGCUAUAGCUACAGAAAUUCGUGUCUCUGUCAUUGUCUCUGUCCUUGAGUUGAAUUGGUAGACCUGAAACAUUCAACAAUUCCACUUGAUUGAAAAGUUUGGCCAUCUUCUUUCUUCAAAUUUACCUUGCAAUUCCAGCCUACUUUUCUCAAACCCUUUUCCAAGUUGCCUUCUUUAUCACUUUCUCUCCAAAUCCUCAUCUGGGUUCUCUCUCCCUUACCUUUCUGAUCCAAAAGUCUUUUGUUUCUCUCUCUCUCUCUCUCUCUCUCUCUCUCUCUCUCCUCUGCAAUUCCAGCAUAAGAGGUAUUACUUGAGCAAAAACAACAAAUGGGCAAGUGUCUAAGCAAAAGCAAAGAUUCAGAGCGACAACGUAAUGGUUACAUAUCAGUAGGUGGCGGAGAAGGAGGAGGUGGGGUCCACCAGCAGAAACCCCAUAGCCAUGAAGCUGCUGCUGUUCAUCAACAACGACCCGAAAAACGCGGUCUGCCAGUCAACCAAGAACCCCAACCAGCAUGGAAGCCGACAGUCCCGGCUAGAACCCCCAAACCAGCAGCUCAAAGGCCGGCAGACAACACAAUCCUCGGAAAACCGUUUGAGGAUGUCAGGGUGCACUACACCAUUGGGAAAGAACUGGGCAGAGGCCAAUUCGGCGUGACCUAUCUCUGCACCGAGAUUUCGACCGGCAAGAAGUACGCCUGCAAGUCGAUUUCGAAGCGGAAGCUUGUCACCAAGAACGACAAGGAGGACAUCAAGAGGGAGAUUCAGAUCAUGCAGGAUUUGAGCGGGCAGCCCAACAUUGUGGAGUUCAAAGGUUGUUACGAGGACAAGCAGUCUGUCCAUGUUUGUAUGGAGCUGUGUGCAGGUGGAGAGCUGUUUGAUAGGAUCCUUGCCAAGGGACAUUACAGCGAGAGAGCGGCUUCUUCAAUAUGCCGGGCGAUUGUUAAUGUUGUCCACAUCUGUCAUUUUAUGGGGGUGAUGCAUCGGGACCUGAAACCGGAGAAUUUCUUGCUCUCUAGCAAGGAUGAGAAUGCCCUUCUCAAGGCUACCGAUUUCGGGUUGUCCGUCUUCAUUGAAGAAGGAAAGGUGUAUCGUGAUAUGGUUGGGAGUGCUUACUAUGUUGCUCCAGAAGUAUUGCGACGCAGAUAUGGGAAGGAAAUAGACAUUUGGAGUGCAGGAGUUAUAUUGUAUAUUUUACUAAGUGGAGUGCCUCCAUUUUGGGCAGAAACGGAGAAGGGGAUAUUUGAUGCCAUAAUGGAGGGAGAGAUUGACUUUUCAAGUUCACCGUGGCCAUCUAUAUCAAACAGUGCCAAGGACCUAGUCCGGAAGAUGCUAACACAGGACCCUAAAAAACGUAUCACUUCGAGUCAGGUUCUAGAACAUCCAUGGAUCAGAGAUGGCGGAGAAGCUUCAGACAAACCCAUAGACAGUGCAGUGCUUUCUAGGAUGAAGCAGUUCAGAGCUAUGAACAAACUGAAAAAACUUGCAUUGAAGGUUAUUGCCGAAAAUCUUUCUGAAGAAGAAAUACAUGGGCUGAAGGCAAUGUUUACAAACUUGGACACUGACAAUAGUGGAACCAUCACUUAUGAUGAACUCAAGUCAGGAUUGGCUCGACUUGGUUCUAAGCUCACAGAGGCUGAAGUCAAGCAGCUAAUGGAAGCUGUACAUAUCAUUCAAUUUAAAAUAUCCAAGUUUUCUUUUACCUUUCGCAUCCCACCCAACUCAUAUUCUGCAUUUGCAUUUCAGGCUGAUGUGGAUGGGAGUGGAUCAAUUGACUACCUUGAAUUCAUCACUGCUACAAUGCAUAGACACAGGCUAGAGAGGGACGAACAUCUUUACAAAGCCUUUCAAUAUUUUGACAAAGAUAAUAGCGGGUUUAUCACAAGAGACGAGCUAGAAUCAGCAAUGAAAGAGUAUGGAAUGGGUGACGAAGCUACGAUUAGGGAAAUAAUAUCGGAAGUUGAUACAGAUAAUGAUGGUCGGAUCAACUAUGAAGAGUUCUCCACGAUGAUGAGAAGUGGAAUGCAACCACAGGCCAAGCUAUUCUAAAGUUUCGUUUUGUUGCCAAUCUCCGACUGUUGCAAGCCAUGAGUUCUGCUCGUAGAAUAUAUAUGUGUGAACUGAGGGAGGACCACGAGUCGCAUGAGUGGUACUUCAUGCUUGCUGCCGAUUGCUUGCCGGAGAAAUGAACGUUUUAGUUCGGAUUGGUUCUGAGUUACAAGUGCAACAGUUUGUGCUGCACAAAUUGUGCAUAACAAGUCAGCAUCUCUAUUUUAUCUUGUAUUUGUCUUUGUUGUCUUGUCUACAUUCUGGCGUGUCGAUAUUUUGAGGUAAAUCAUUUUAGCUCUCAUGUUUGGCUCCGUACAUUCUUUUUCACAUUAAUAAAUGAUGAGAAAUAAUUUUUGCA
Molecule: messenger RNA, 2407 nt
Organism: Pyrus x bretschneideri (Chinese white pear)
Lineage: Eukaryota; Viridiplantae; Streptophyta; Magnoliopsida; Rosales; Rosaceae
Product: calcium-dependent protein kinase 2
Exons: 7
Coding region: 331-2049 (572 amino acids)
Biological process (GO): peptidyl-serine phosphorylation; protein autophosphorylation; intracellular signal transduction
Cellular component (GO): nucleus; cytoplasm
Molecular function (GO): calcium/calmodulin-dependent protein kinase activity; calcium ion binding; calcium-dependent protein serine/threonine kinase activity
Source: RefSeq, a predicted model, not a curated record